Messenger RNA from Varroa destructor (honeybee mite), 921 nucleotides. RefSeq names its product hybrid signal transduction protein dokA-like. NCBI's taxonomy places the organism in Eukaryota, Metazoa, Arthropoda, Arachnida, Mesostigmata, Varroidae. The record is from RefSeq and is a predicted model, not a curated record.
AUGGUAGCUGGCCAGACCAAGCGAGCACUACAGGAACGGGCAAAAGGAAGACGUCUAACAGUGAGCUACGGCCAACCAGCCAGCCAGGCUGGGCUCAACAACGAUCUGCAGCAGCAUAGUGCUGGCGCCUUGGACGGUGGUGGCGGUGGCAUCAGUGACUCGAAGGCUUUCGGGGGUAGUGGUUACGUCCGUGAUCGAGAUCGAGACCGGGAUAGGGAUCAAUGCGGCCUUGGCAGCACCAACCAUCCUGGUGGUCAUCGCGGUUCGUCUCCCGUGGGCAGCGCGGGAUCGGGCGGGAGUGGUGGUGGAUGCAACACUGGAGGUGGAUCAAGCAGUCACUCGCUAUCGUCCUCGGCCAGUGGCAAAAAAAACAAACACUUCCACACCAACAGCAAUCACAAUACAAACCCCUCGAACAGCAGCAGCAGCAGCAACAACAACAACACCAAUGCCACGUCAUCGUCAGGAGCUCCUGGAGGAGGAAAGCGCAAGGAUCGCCGGAAUGUUGCUUCAGCUUCUGCCGCGUCCACAAGUGCAGCGAGCUCAGAUAGCCACGGCAGGGAGGGCAGAGGUAGCGGUUCGUCGUCGGGCGUGUCAUUUGAAAAUCAGAUUUCAGCAGUGGGUCAUAUGCAGCAACAGGAAGCGACGACGAAUUGUAGCAGCAACAACAACAACAACAACAACCACAACUUAACAAUGAUGGACUGCAGGUGCAUAAAGACGGAACCGGGCGUAAGAACGCCGCAUGGAAGUGACGUACUAGAUGACGCGUCGACAGAUGAUCGUUUGACUGGCGGCGAGUUAAAAGAGUGCUCGCUGGUUGACGAAGAUAUUAUUGAUGGAUUUGCUAUAUUGUCAUUUCUCACCUAUGAAGACUGCCAGAGAGGUUGGUGCAUCGACGGUACUGUGAAGCACAAUUAG